GCGGAGGGGUGUGCGCUGGCCUCCGGCCCGGGGCUCCGCGCCAGCCCUUGGCCUCGACGCCGGUGCCGGCCGCGCACGCAGGUGUCUGCGAGCUUCUCCUCCACGCCAGCCAUCGCCUCGCUGCCGCCUGCAAAUGCUCAGCUUCUUCUGGCUGAGGUGUCUCUUAAAAAUGGUCAAGGAGAAUAUUGUAAUCCCUGAAGAGAUCUUGAGCUUCUGUUGCAAUGGCUUCCAGGGCUCCACCUCUCCACCGUGUUCCCAGGACCCAGGGGAGCGGGAGGAGGCAGCGGGGGCCAUGGCGAGCCCUUCUCAUCCCCGCAACCCCACCGAGGUGCAGAUGAGCCAGCUGGUGCUGCCGUGCCACACCAACCACCGCGGCGAGCUCAGCAUCGGCCAGCUGCUCAAGUGGAUCGACACGGCCGCCUGCCUCUCCGCUGAGAGACACGCUGGCUGCCCGUGCGUCACAGCUUCCAUGGAUGACAUCUAUUUUGAGCAUACCAUUAGCGUUGGGCAGGUUGUCAACAUCAAAGCCAAAGUGAACCGAGCCUUUAACUCCAGCAUGGAGGUGGGCAUCCAGGUGAGCUACGAGGACCUGUGCAGCGGGAAGCACUACAGCAUCUGCAAGGCGUACGCCACCUUCGUGGCACACAGCUCCUCCGGCAACAAGGUGACGCUGAAGCCGCUGAUCCCGCAGACAGAGGAGGAGAAGAUAGAGCACAGCAUCGCUGCCGAGCGCCGCCGCAUGCGCCUGGUCCACAAGGACACCCUCAAGGACCUCCUCACCCGCAGCCCACGUGAAACUGAGCUGGAGACACGGGAUGGCAGCGUGGCUGUGCCAGCAGAGAAGACACGGGUGGAGAGCGUGGAGCUGGUGCUGCCUCCACACGCCAACCAUCAGGGCAACACCUUUGGAGGGCAGAUCAUGGCCUGGAUGGAGAACGUGGCCACCAUCGCAGCCAGCCGUCUGUGCCAUGCCCACCCCACGCUGCGGGCCAUCGAGAUGUUCCACUUUCGGGGGCCAUCGCAAGUCGGGGACCGCCUGGUGCUCAAAGCCAUCGUCAACAAUGCCUUCAAAAACAGCAUGGAGGUGGGGGUCUGCGCCGAGGCGUACGGCCAGGAGAUGUCCAUCAGCCACAGGCACAUCAACAGCGCCUUCAUGACCUUCGUGGUGCUGGACCAGGAGGGGCGGCCCCGCACCCUGCCCAUGCUGGCACCCGAGCAGGGGGAUGGAGAGAGGAGGUACAGAGAAGCCAGUGCUAGGAAAAAGAUUCGGCUGGACCGAAAAUAUGUGGUCUCCUGCAAACAGACCGAAGUGCCGCUAUCUGUGCCCUGGGACCAAAGCAACAAGGUUUAUCUGAGCUACAACAAUGUCUCUGCACUGAAGAUGCUCGUGGCCAAAGCGAACUGGGCACUGGCCAGAGAAAAGGAGAAGGUGCAGAUGUACACACUGGAGGAGGACAAGUUCCUCUCCUUCCGCAUCGAGAUGUCCGUCCGCAUCGCUGCUUCCCAAGCCUUCUCCCUGCUCUCCGACCUGCGGCGCCGGCACGAGUGGGACAGCCACUACCUGAGCGCCGAGCUGGUCCAGCAAGUAGACGAUGACGACGUGAUCUACCACGUGGUGAGCCAGACACUCAGCUCCGAGAACAAGCUGCAGGACUUUGUCAUCCUGGCAUCCCGACGGAAACCCUGCGGCAAGGGGGACCCCUAUGUGGUGGCCUUUCGGUCGGUGACGCUGCCCACCCACCCUGCCACUGCCGGCUUCACGCGGGGUGAGACCAUCUGUUCGGGGUUCUGCAUAUGGCCGGAGUCAGAGGAGAUGAGCAAGGUGGCUUACUACAACCAAGCGACACCGGGGUACCUCAACUACGUGACCACCAACGUGGCAGGGCUCUCCUCCGACUUCUGUGCCACGUUUGAAGCCUGUGAGAAGUUCCUGCUGAAGAACAAGGAGGAUGACCUGAUCGUGCGGCUGCAGAGCCUCUAGAGCCAGGGCGCUGAUGGAUGCAUGGAUGGAUGGAUGGAUGGAUGGACCAGGGGGCACUUCCGUGGUGCAUGGAGAUGUGGGAUGGUGGUGCCUGGACCCUGCCUCCCCAAGCGAGGUCCCAGGUUACGGGGUGGAGGAGCAUCACUGCGCCGCCUCGUCCAUUGCACUGACCUGUCAUCUCUUUUCUCUCUCCUUCUUUUUUUUGUACGUAGAUGUUUUAUAAGCUGAUGUACAGGACUUGGUUUUCUAGUUCACUCAACGCUACUUGAAUCUUUACAUGAUCCAACGUCUUCCUAAAA
Molecule: messenger RNA, 2280 nt
Organism: Pezoporus flaviventris
Lineage: Eukaryota; Metazoa; Chordata; Aves; Psittaciformes; Psittacidae
Gene: ACOT11
Product: acyl-CoA thioesterase 11
Exons: 17
Coding region: 134-1981 (615 amino acids)
Cellular component (GO): extracellular exosome
Molecular function (GO): thiolester hydrolase activity; lipid binding
Source: RefSeq, a predicted model, not a curated record